Loxodonta africana (African savanna elephant) is the source of this 10392-nucleotide messenger RNA. RefSeq names its product Fc receptor like 4 (gene FCRL4). Lineage: Eukaryota; Metazoa; Chordata; Mammalia; Proboscidea; Elephantidae. Gene Ontology annotation, cellular component: plasma membrane. The transcript has 12 exons. Bases 681 to 2384 code for a protein of 567 amino acids. Gene Ontology annotation, biological process: cell surface receptor signaling pathway. Gene Ontology annotation, molecular function: transmembrane signaling receptor activity. The record is from RefSeq and is a predicted model, not a curated record.
UACCACUAAGCCCCCAGCACCUGGCACCAUGUCUGACACAUGAUUAAAAAUCAGUAUGUAUUUUUCGAGAUGAUUCUAGCAACUUCAGUAAAUUUAUGAUCUCUUCUCCAGGAUGAACGUGAUACGGCUAUAAUUCACCCACAGUUAGCCUCUUACUCAGAUCGAAGGUUGUGGCUUCCCUUGAGACAGAUGAGUCAGUGUAUUUUCAUUUGUUAGACAAGAAGUGGGUUGCCUUGUGACUGAGAUACUGCAUCAGACAGAUGGAUGGCUAGCUCGAGGUGGCCUAGAGGGAGCCAUCAGGGGUCAGAGGGGAGCAAGUCUGCACUGAGUGAGAAGCUUUCCAAUUCUGGAGCGCUUCAGAUUCAUACUUGGAUUAUAUACUUCUCAAGAGGACUCCAGCGUUGCCUGGUUUUCAAUAGCAGGGAGAAGUUGGGAUUUCUUUGGAAGACAGGGGCUGAGCUGUUCUGAAAAUACGCCAGCUAAAGCCUUGAGAAGCCAUCCACACCACAGUGUCAGAGCAGCGCUUAAAUAAUUCUGUUUAAUAUUGACUGUCACCAUCGGGAUUCUCUCACACAAGGAAAACACGUUAAACAAGAUUCCCCUCUUCUCCCUUUCACUUCAUUAAUGCAACCAGCUAUACUCAGAGAAGUCCUUUGCUGAACUCACUCCUUGGUGGUGGUAUGGACACGGCCUGCUUUGGAUCUGGGUUCUAUUGGCCCAUCUCCCAGGGAAUAUUCCUCCUUCAAUUUCUGGAGAAGGCAUCCAUGCUGCUGUGGGUGUCCCUGCUGGUGCUCGCUCCAGUCAGUGGGAAAAUUGCAGCUCCUCCCAGGCCUGUGAUUUCCCUCCAACCUCCGUGGACCCCAGUCUUCCAAGGAGAGACAGUGCUUCUGACUUGCGGUGGAUUUGGCUUCUAUGCCCCAGGCAAAACAACAUGGUACAGUAAGCUCAGUGAGAAAGAAACCCCAGGAAACACCCUCAAGGUUCAUACUUCCGGACAGUACAGAUGCCAGACCCAGGACUCACCCCCCAGCAGCCCUGUGUACUUGCAAUUUUAUUCAGCCUCCCUCAUUCUACAGUCCCCACACUCUGUGUUUGAAGGUGACACGCUGGUUCUGAGAUGUCAGAAGCGAGGGAAAGAGAAGCUGAUGGCCGUGAAAUACUUCCUCAAUGGAAACUUUCUUUCUCAUUCUAAUGAGAGCUUGCAGUUUUUGAUCCCACGAGCAAGUUCAAAAAACAGUGGCUCUUAUACAUGCAUUGGCUAUGAGGACAAAAAAUAUCUACUUAAAUCAGCUAACAAAAUUAUCCGAGUUCAAGAGCUCUUUCCUCUUCCGAAGCUGAAAGCCACAGCCUCCCAGCCUACCGACGGGAAUCCUGUCAACCUGAGCUGUCACACCCAGCUUCAUCCAGAGCGGCUGCACACUCCACUUCACUUCAGCUUUUUCAGAGACAAAGGGGUCAUCCUGUCCAACUGGAGCAGGUCCCCAGAACUCCAGAUACCAAGCGUCUGGAGCGAGGACUCAGGACGGUACUGGUGUGAGGCCAGAACGGCGAACCUCAGUGUGCGCAAGUGCAGCCUCCCGCUACGGAUCCAGGUGCAGAGAGUGCCUGUGUCUGGAGUCCUCAUGGAGACCCGACCUCCAGGGGGGCAGGCAGUUGAAGGGGAGAAGCUGGUCCUUGUCUGCUCCAUGGCUGAGGGCACAGGAGACACCACGUUCUCCUGGCACAGGGAGAACAUGAAUGAGACAGUAGGGAGGACAUCUCAGCGUUCCCAGAGAGCAGAGAUGCAGAUCCCUGUUAUCAGUGAGAGCGAUGCUGGGGAAUAUUACUGUGCAGCUGAUAACGGCUUCGGCCCCAUUCAGAGCGAGGUCAUGAACAUCACUGUGAGAAGGACUGUAAGGAACAGAAGUGACCUUAUUGCUGCAGGAAUCGCUGGGGGGCUGCUAGGGAUCCUUCUUCUGCCCGUGGCUCUGCCAUUUUACCUCUGGCUUUCAAGGAAAUCAGGAGAUGGUUCUCUGGGAGACACAACCAGGACCCUUCCCACCCCAGUACCAGGACAGCCUCCUUACUCCACCAGCCCCGUCCCAGUGGAACCACAGCCGUGGUAUGAAAACGUGCACCACAGAGAAGGUAACUCGCUCUAUUCUGAGAUCCAGAUUUUUCAGCUGGGAGAAGAGGAAGCCAAUACCGCCAGGACAUCAUCAAAGUACAAGGAUGCCUCAGUUGUCUACUCUGAGGUGAAGACACAGCUCCCAGAUGACUCAGCUGGACAGGUCAUCUCUAAGGAUGAAGAAUCCAUGGAUAGCUAUGAGACUAUCACACUCAAGAGACUUGCCCCCAAUCCAGAGUCCCAGACCCAGUGCAGUUCUCAGGAGCUUACAUUCUAAACAGGGGUCGCUAACUAGUUCCAACCUUCCAAUUCUUUUCACCUAUGUGCAUUCAAUCCCAAGACUCCUAAUUCAUCAACUUCAAAAUGAUGAUGGGAUGGCCCCCAGAAGACUUUGCUACAAUGAUCAGGAUCCACAGUUAAAGGAAGACCCUCUGUACCCAUUCUGGGUCUGACCCAAUGUACUCUAGGAUCCAAUUUAGGGAAGAGGAAUAAGGAGGGAGAAAGGCUGUUCUUUAAAAAUAGAAGCACAAAUUUUGGAGAAUUGAGCUUUGAACAGAAACAGAAAAGAUUAAAUGACCAGGGUUUCUGUCCCUUAAAUCUAUAACAAUCCUCUCACUGAAGAAUCAUCUGCAUCAAUUGGUCUAAGUGUGAGUCUGUGAGUGGCACCCCAUAGUAAACUAGGUUCUGCACAUACAAUGUGUACCCUCUUCCUUGUACUAUCAGGUUUCAGUUGUGGACAAAACAAUCCACUCCAAAUGGUUUACAGAGGAAGGAAUUUAAAAUAAGAUAAUAGGUCCUUUACAAAAUUAUCAAAAGAUAGAAGCAGGCUCUAGGCUGAACUUCAGGAAACAAGUGAUUCUAUUAAUGUCAUCAGGAACCAAGAAUUUUAGCAUUAAAGAAAAGAAAAACAAAUAUAAAAUAUAAAACUUAAGUCAUAGGAGGUAGAGCCACGAUGGUGGAAUAGACAAAUACUUCCAGCAAGCCCUCUUUACAAUAAAGACCCCCCCCAAAAAAAGUGAAAGGAGUAUAUUUAUGACAAACUAGGAGCCCUGAGCACCAAAGGCAAGCUUAGAAAACGAACAGAGGGGCAGGGGGAGGAAGAGACGGUACAUGAGCGGAGAGGAGUUACCAGCCCUGAACUGUGGGAACCCCUCAGGUACCAUUCCCGGAGUGGCAGCAGCGGUGGGCUGGUACUAGCAUUUGGCCACAGUUUGCUCAGGGAGAAGCAGACAGCCACACAGCUUACUCACACCUCUGGAACCAGAGAAGAACGGCGCUCUCAGCAAAAGCUAAGUACUUGUGUAUAUUUUACCAUGCCCCCCAACCCCCAAGCCAGCUUCAGCGGCUGAAUUCCCUGGGUCUGAGAUAGGCACUGUUGAGCACCUACAGCCAUCCUCCCAGCCUUGGAGGAGGAAAAAAUUUGCAGUCAGGGGAAAAGAUAAUUUGCCAGCUCCACUAACUGGGGGAGCUCAGUACAGAAGCAGCUCCUAUCCAGACAUAAAUGGUCCAUGGACUUUGAGCACCUUUCCCUUCUGCAUGGACCUGUGUGGGCCUAUUUCAGGAGAAUAGGCCCUUGUUGGCAGACUCCAACCAUUUCAGCUGUGCAGCGGAGAGGUGGGUGUUUGAUAUUUGACAUUGCUUUGCCUGUUAAACAGGGUCUUCACCUACCCACAUCAGGGACCUGAGGACUGGUAGCUCCACUCAGGUCACCCAGGCACCCGGGACGGGGGUCCAAGGUUAGCUGGUACCUCCUAGUUCUUACAACCAAAAGCAUUGGGUGCCCAUGGUGCAUCUGCAGAACCCACCCACCUGCACACUUUAGGGAACAGGGACGUGCUUUCCUCAGAGACACUUGGGUGUCGGUUCUCAGCCCCCUGCCUUGUUAAGAGUGUGACCCCCUGCUGCAAUCAAAUACUGGUACGUACACCAAUCACCCCUCCCCCUUUAAGGCUGUAGGACAGAGCCUGUACCACACACUUGAUGAUCAGCUACCUGGACACCUGAGCUGAAUUCAUACAAGAAAAGUGAAUGGACUCCUAAAGACUGAUAUACCAGAUAACAGCUCUAGCCAUCUGGGGACAGAAUGUUAGAGCUCCAAAGGUGAAAAUAAUCAAGCUAGCUCACUCAAUCAACCCAUGUGGGCAUAUCAAAACAAAACAAAGCAAGAAACUACGACACAGUAAGCAAGCGUAAACUAAUACAAUAACUCAUAGAUGGCUCAGAGACAAUAGUCAAUAUCAAGUCACAUAAAGAAACAGACCAUGAUCACCUCAACAAGCUCUCAAAACAAAGAAUCCAGGGAUCUUCUAGAUGAAAGUGCAUUCCUGGAAUUACCAGAGCCAGAAUACAAAAGUUUAAUAUACAGAACCCUUCAAGACAUCAGGAAGGAAAUGAGGCAAUAUGCAGAGCAAGCCAAGGAACACACAGAUAAAGCAACUGAAGAAAUUAGAAGGCUUAUUCAGGAACAUGAUGAAAAAUUUAACAAGCUGGAAAAAUCCAUAGACACACAGCGAUCAGAAAUUCAGCAGAUUAACAAUAAAAUUACAGAAGUAGACAACUCAAUAGAAAGUCAGAGGAGCAGUAUUGAGCAAGUAGAAGCCAGAAUUUCUGAACUUGAAGAUAAAUCACUUGGCACUAAUAUAUUUGAAAAAAAAAUCAGAUAACAUAAUUAAAAAAGAUGAAGAAAGCUUAAGAUUCAUGGGGGACUCUAUCAAGAGAAAUAAUCUACGAGUGAUUGGAGUACCAGAACAAAGAGGAAUAACAGAAAAUACAGAGAGAAUUCUUAAAGAUUUGUUGGCAGAAAACUUCCCUGAUAUCGUGAAAGAUGAGAUGAUCUCUAUCCAGGAUGCUCAUUUGAACAGAAACAGAAAAGAUUAAAUGACCAGGGUUUCUGUCCCUUAAAUCUAUAACAAUCCUCUCACUGAAGAAUCAUCUGCAUCAAUUGGUCUAAGCGUGAGUCUGUGAGUGGCACAUAAUGAAGAUAUUAAAAGAAAGUCACCAAGAUAUAUUAUAUUCAAACUUGCCAAAACCAAAGAUAAAGAGAAUUUUAAGAGCAGCAAGGGAUAAAUGAAAAGUCACCUACAAAUAAGAGCCAAUAAGAAUAAGCUUGGACUAAUUGGCAGAAACCAUACAGGCAAAAAGGCAAUGGGAUGACAUAGUUAAAAAAAUUGGACAAAAAAAAAUUGCCAGCCAAGAAUCCUAUAUACAAUAAAGUUGUCUCCUAAAUAUGAAGGUAAAAUUAGGACAUUUCCACAUAAACAGAAGUUUAAGGAAUUUGUAAAAACCAAAUCAAAACUACAAGAAAUACUAAAGAGAGUUCUUUGGUUAGAAAAUCAAGAAUAUCAGGUAUCAACCCAAGACUAGAACACUGGGCAGAGCAAUCAGAAGUCAACCCAGACAGGGAAAUAAAAAAAAAACACAGCCAGAUUUAAAAAAAAGCUCAAAACAGGGUAACAGCAAUCGUAUUAUAAAAAAGAAGACAACAUUAAAACAAUAAAGAGGGACUAAGAAAUGUAAUCAUAGAUCUUCCAUAUGGAGAGGAAGAUAUGGCAAUACAAAGAAAUAAAAGCUAGGUUUAAAUUUAGAAAAAUAAGGGUAAAUAAUAAGGUAACCACAAAGGAGACAAACUGCCCUACUCAUCAAAAUAAAAUACAAGAAAAAAAUAGAGACUCAGCAGAAACAAAAUCAACAACAAUGAAUAUGAGGAAAGAACAAUAUAUAUAGAAAAUCUGCUCGGCACAUAAAAUUAACGGGGAAAAAGAAACUGUCAACAAUACACAAAAAAGACAUCAAAAUGGUAGCACUAAAUUCAUACUUAUCCAUAAUUACACUGAAUGUAAAAGGACUAAAUGUACCAAUAAAGAGACAGAGAGUGGCAGAAUGGAUUAAAAAACACGAUCUGUCUAUAUGCUGCCUACAAGAGACACACCUUAGACUUAGAGACACAAAGUAAAACUCAAAGAAUGGAAAAAAAAUAUAUCAAGCAAACAACAAUCAAAAAAAAAAGCAGGAUUGGCAAUAUUAAUUUCUGACAAAACAGACUUUAAAGUUAAAUCCAUCAGAAAGGAUAAGGAAGGACACUAUAUAAUGAUUAAAGGGGCAAUACACCAAGAAGAUAUAACCAUAUUAAAUAUUUAUGCACCCAAUGACAGGGCUGCAAGAGACAUAAAACAAACUAUCAGCAUUGAAAAGUGAGAUAGACAGCUCCACAAUAAUAGUAGAAGACUUCAACACACCACUUUCAGUGACAGACAGGACAUCCAGAAAGAAGCUCAAUAAAGACAUGGAAGAUCUAAAUGCCACAAUCAUAGACUUGACCUCAUAGACAUAUACAGAACACUCCACCCAAGAGCAGCCAAGUGUGCUUUCUUUUCUAGUGCACAUGGGACAUUCUCUAGAAUAGACCACAUAUUAGGUCAUAAAGCAAGCCUUAGCAGAAUCCAAAACAUUGAAAUAUUACAAAGCAUCUUCUCUGACCAUAAGGCCAUAAAAGUGGAAAUCAAUAACAGAAAAAGCAGGGAAAAGAAAUCAAACACUUGGAAACUGCUCAAAAAAGACUGGAUUAUAGAAGACAUUCAGGAUAAAGAAAUUCAGAGAAUCCAAUGAGAAUGAAAACACUUCCUAUCAGAACCUUUGGGACACAGCAAAAGCAGUGCUCAGAGGUCAAUUUAUACGAACAAAUGCACACAUCCAAAAAGAAGAAAGGGCCAAAAUCAAAGAAUUAUCCCUACAACUUGAACAAAUAGAAAGAGAGCAACAAAAGAAACCCUCAGACACCAGAAGAAAACAAAUAAAAAUUAGAGCUGAACUAAAUGAAAUAGCAAACAGAAAAACAAUUGAAAGAAUUAACAAGACCAAAAGCUGGUUCUUUGAAAAAAUCAACAAAAUUGAUAAGCCACUGGUCAAACUGACAAAAGAAAAACAGAAGAGGAAGCAAAUAACCCAAAUAAGAAAUGAGAUGGGCGACAUUACAACAGACCCAACUGAAAUUAAAAGAAUCGUAUCAGAUUACUAUGAAAAAUUGUACUCUAACAAAUUUGAAAACCUAGAAGAACUGGAUGAAUUCCUAGAAACACACUACCUACCUAAACUAACACAAACAGAGGUAGAACAACUAAAUAGACCCAUAACAAAAGAAGAGAUUGAAAAGGUAAUCAAAAAAAUCCCACCAAAAAAAAAAAACGCCCUGGCCCAGAAGGCUUCACUGGAGCAUUCUACCAAACUUUCAGAGAAGAGUUAACACCACUACUACUAAAGGUAUUUCAGAGCAUAUAAAUAGGAUGGAAUACUACCAAACUCAUUCUAUGAAGCCACCAUAUACCUGAUGCCAAAACCAGGUAAAGACACCAUAAAAAAAGAAAAUUACAGACCUAUAUCCCUCAUGAACUUAGUUGCAAAAACCCUCAACAAAAUUCUAGCCAAUAGAAUUCAACAACACAUCAAAAAAAUAAAUCACCAUGUCAAGUGGGAUUCAUACCAUGUACACAGGGAUGGCUCAACAUUAGAAAAACAAUUAAUGUAAUCAAUCACAUAAAUAAAACAAAAGACAAAAAUCAUAUGAUUUUAUCAACUGAUGCAGAAAAGGCAUUUGACAAAGUUCAACACCCAUUCAGGAUAAAAACUCUCAGCAAAAUAGGAAUAGAGGGAAAAUUCCUCAACAUGAUAAAGGACAUUUAUACAAAGCCAACAUCAUCCUAAAUGGAGACAUCCUGAAAGCAUUCCCCUUGCGAUCGGGAACAGACAAGGAUGCCCUUUAUCACUACUCUUAUUCAAAAUUGUGCUGGAGGUCCUAGCCAGAGCAAUUAGGCUAGAUAAAGAAAUAAAGGGCAUCCAGAUCGGCAAGGAAGAAGUAACAUUAUCUCUAUUUGCAGACAACAUGAUCUUAUACACAGAAAACCCUAAGGAAUCCUCCAGAAAACUACUGAAACUAAUAGAAGAGUUCAGGAGAGUAUCGGGAUACAAGAUAAACAUACAAAAAUCAAUUGGAUUCCUCUACACCAACAAAAAGAACUUCAAAGUGGAAAUCACCAAAUCAAUACCAAUUACAGUAGCCCCCAAGAAGAUAAAAUACUUAGGAAUAAAUCUUACCAGAGAUGUAAAAGACUUAUACACUUCUACAAGAAACCAAAAGAGACCUACAUAAGUGGAAAAACUUACAUUGCUCAUGGACAGAAGACUUAACAUUAUAAAAAUAUCCGUUCUACCAAAAGCGAUCUAUACAUUUAAUGUAAUUCCGAUCCAAAUUCCAACGACAUUCUUCAAUGAGAUGGAGAAACAAAUCACCAAAUUCAUAUGGAAAGGAAAGAGGCCCCAGAUAAGUAAAGCAUUACUGAAAAAGAAGAACAAAGUGUGAGGCCUUACUCUACCUGAUUUUAGAAGCUAUGAUACCGUCACAGCAGUCAAAACAGCCUGGUACUGGUACAACAACAGAUACAUAGACCAAUGGAACAGAAUUGAGAAUCCAGAGAUAAAUCCAGCCACAUAUGAGCAGUUGAUAUUUGACAAAGGCCCCAAAACAGUUAAAUGGGGAAAAGACAGUCUUUUUAACAAAUAGUGCUGGCAUAACUGGAUAUCCACCUGCAAAAAAAUGAAACAAGACCCAUACCUCACUCCGUGCACAAAAGCUAACUCAAAAUGGAUCAAAGACCUAAAUAUAAAAUCUAAAAUGAUAAAGAUCAUGGAAGAAAAAAUAGGGACAACGUUAGGAGCCCUAAUACAUGGCAUAAACAUUAUUAAGAAUGCAGAAGAAAAACUAGAUAACUGGGAGCUCCUAAAAAUACAACACCUAUGCUCAUACAAAGACUUCACCAAAAGAGUAAAAAGAUUACCUACAGACUGGGAAAAAGUUUUUAGCUAUGACAUUUCCAAUCAGCACCUGAUCUCUAAAAUCUACGUGAUACUGCUAAAACUCAACUGCAAAAAGACAAAUAACCCAAUUAAAAACGGGUGAAAGAUAUGAACAAACACUUCACUAAAGAAGACAUUCAGGUAGCUAACAGAUACAUGAGGAAAUGCUCAUGAUCAUUAACCAUUAGAAAAAUGCAAAUCAAAACUACAACGAGAUUUCAUCUCACUCCAACAAGUUGGCAUUAAUCCAAAAAACACAAAACAGUAAAUGUUGGAGAGGCUAUGGAGUGAUUGGAACACUUCUACACUACUGGUGGGAAUGUAAAAUGGCACAACCACUUUGAAAGUCGAUUUGGCGCUUUCUUAAAAAGCUAGAAAUAAAACUACCAUACAAUCCUGCAAUCCCACACCUCAGAAUAUAUCCUAGAGAAAUAAGAGCCUUUACAAGAACAGAUAUGUGCACACCUAUGUUCAUUGCAGCACUGUUUACAAUAGCAAAAAGAUGGAAGCAACCAAAGUGCCCAUCAAUGGAUGAAUGGAUAAAUAAAUAAACGGAUAAAUAAACAAGGUAAUUAUGAGCCCAAGAGACAGAAAGGGCCACAGGAACCAGAGACUACAUCAUCCUGAGGCCCGAAGAGCUAGAUGGUGCCCAACUACAACCGAUGACUGCCCUGAGAGGGAACACAACAGAGAACCCCUGAGGGGGCAGGAGAGCAGUGGGAUACAGACCCCAAAUUCUCAUAAAAAGACCAGACUUAAUGGUCUGACUGAGGCUAGAAGGACCCCAGUGGUCAUGGCCCCCAGACCUUCUGUUGGCCCAGGAGAGGAACCAUUCCCGAAGCCAACUCUUCACACAGGGAUUGGACUGACAAUGGGUUGGAGAGGGAUGCUGGUGAGGAGUGAGCUUCUUGGAUCAGGUGGACACUUGAGACUAUGUUUGGCAUCUCCUGCCUGGAGGGGAGAUGAGAGGGUGGAGGGGGUUAGAAGCUGGCGAAAUGGACACGAAAACAGAGAGUGGAGGGAGGGAGCGGGCUGUCUCAUUAGGGGGAGAGUAAUGGGGAGUGCGUAGCAAGGUGUAUAUGGGUUUUUGUAUGAGAGACUGACUUGAUUUGUAAACUUUCACUUAAAGCACAAUAGAAAUUAAAAAAAAAAAAUUAACAGCCCUGCAAUCUUAAAUUUGAAUUGGAAAUAUUGGUAUGACCUCAUGAUAAACUCUGCCUUUUUAAAUUAUACAUGUAUUUCCUAGUUCUGUCCUCUGAAAAGACCUGGAAACAGUGACUAAUCCGGUAGCAAUGAGCACCUCUUGCAGAGAUUGUAGCCUCUAAAUACCAUUUCCUGCUCAAAGGAAAUAGAGCUACCUUUCUUGUAGGAACUACAUCUUUGAGUUACCAGAUAGUUGAUGUGAAAAAAAAAAAAAAAAAAUUCUGUCUUGAUUAAUU